Messenger RNA from Helianthus annuus (common sunflower), 2402 nucleotides. RefSeq names its product TSL-kinase interacting protein 1. The coding region runs from base 218 to 2131 and encodes 637 amino acids. The transcript has 13 exons. Gene Ontology annotation, biological process: pattern specification process. NCBI's taxonomy places the organism in Eukaryota, Viridiplantae, Streptophyta, Magnoliopsida, Asterales, Asteraceae. Gene Ontology annotation, molecular function: chromatin binding. The record is from RefSeq and is a predicted model, not a curated record. Gene Ontology annotation, cellular component: nucleus.
AUACCCCAAAUACAAUCCAAAAAUUGAACCGUCAAAAAUACAUACCAAAAGUCACAAAGUAAAACUCUCUUUACCGUGGUUUAACUUUUUAUAUUUUUCCGGUCACAAACCACCGUCACCGCCACCGUCAUCGGCAUCUUUCUCAGAUUGAAGGAGAGCGCAGUUCGUAGGAUUUAGCUAGGUCAUGAAAAUUUCAACAUUCUCUUGACAUAUUAGUAUGAAUAUGGAGUCACAAGUUUCGUGUCGUGAGGCAUCGGAUGUGCCGGAAACUGUGUUUAUUAAGGACGUGAUCACAUCUGAGACACAUCAUGUUGCGCCUAAUCCGCCAGCGAAGAAACAAACACGACAAUGGGCUGCUUGGACGCGUCAGGAAGAAGAAAGUUUCUUCAAUGCUUUGCGUCAAGUUGGCAAGAAUUUUGAGAAAAUAACUUCUCGUGUUCAGAGUAAAAACAAGGACCAAGUUAGACACUAUUAUUAUCGUCUUGUGAGGCGUAUGAAUAAGUUGCUUGGCCCGGAACUUUCUCUUGAUGCCAAAAACUCCAAAGAUACCAAUGCUGCCAUGCUUCGAUGGUGGUCAUUACUUGAAAAGUAUAGCUGUAAAGCCUCAAAGCUUCACUUGAAGCCUCGAAGAUUCAAACAUUUUUUGGAGAGCUUGGAACAUCAAUUAUUGAAAGACCGUAAGAAGAAUAUCAAAAAACGACUCGUUCAGGGGGAAAACGGUUCGAUAAAUUCAUCACAAGGUGUCUCAAAUCAGAACAAUAGCAAAGGAGACUCGUCUCCUGUUAAACAAGCCAGACAGAAGAAAAGAUCAGGUGGUUCAUCCACAGCUGCUUAUAGAAAGUGGGAAAAGGCUGCGAUAGCUGGAGUGUCGUUAGUAGCCGAUGCUGCUGCACAUUUGGAGCAGACAGCUUUGGAUAAAUUAGUUGACGGUGUACAGUUUAUGCAGGGAGACGAUGCUGUGAGACGAGAUAUUCCCCCAGUACCACAUUUUCAUCAAACUAUGUUUCCCACCAACACCGUACAACCUUUGACAAAACUAAAACUUCAGCUCUUCCCAAUUAACGAAAGCAUACGCAGAGCGUUGGAAAUGGACAAUCACAACCCACAUUUGGAGCUCACGUUAAGUUGUCGGAAGAAAAUAUCAUCGGUUUUGGAACAUAUAAAUCGUAAAUGGGGAAGCUGUAGCAUAGCAUCUGGAGAAUUAAUGCUUCUGCCUUACCAUGCUCCGAGUUUAAAUCCCGUGAUCUGUCAGAAGUGGACUCAAGAUUCAGUUUUAAGUGCGGCAGACGUAUAUGCUGCAAUUGGAAGCCCUCCUGUUUUCCGUUUAAGGUAUGGAUGGUUUACAACGCCAAAUCAAGAACCUCAACCGGUUUCGGCUGCUCAAAGAUUCAACAUGAACAGUGUAGAGGAGAAGGGAUCUCAAAAGAAUGCAGGUGCUGUGUCGGUAUUCGAAUGGGCAGACAGCCUUACAAACACGAGUAUCAGUGAUCUGCUUUCAGAUGUAAAUAAUAAUAAUAUAAAUAGUAACAAUAAUAUUAAUAAUAAUAGUAAUAGUAAAAAGCAUGCCAACGCCAGCAUUGGGUCUCUGGGCUCUCAGUGUUCAUUUAGCUGUGAUUCCUUUGAUGCUGCUAUUGCCGCUCACAUAGGUAAAACUAUUGGCAAUAAUAACGGUGUCGAGCCCACUGUCGUAUCCUCUUCCAUCUGGGAUGCUGAAGAAACAUGUGAUGCAUUCACAUUCCGUAAAAACAACGAUCUUUUUGACAAACACGACACUUCUGCUAUGAGUCUUGUUCCAUCAACCUCUGCCGUUGAGAAACUACCUGAUGCAGAGGAGCCUGUGCAGGAUUGUCAUGCAGAAGUAGACGCCAUGGAUGAGUGUCCAUCUGAUGUUAAUCCCAAGGAUGAUUCUGCAAAAGAUUUACAUGCUCUUACUGAUAUAUACUGGCCCGACUCUUUGGGACCUUUAGAAGUGGAUGUGCCUCCCUGUAGAUACCAAAGCAAUGACCUUAUAUUGAGCGAGAGUCUUGGCGGGUUGACUCGUAUUCUAACGAGCAGCCUCGAUGCCUUUUUCUUUGGAGUGGAGCAGAGAGUAGGAGAUCGGGAAUCUACACCUGUUAAUAUAGUACCCUAACACCGACACCUGAGACCUUACCACACAGCUCUUUUAGGUACAGCUUUUACUGCAUCGGGUAAGAGUUGUUAAAGCGUGGUUGUUGUGGUUUUGAUCUAUCUUUUGGUUUCUGGACAGUUUUACAUGUAAAGUAGUUCACUAAUGACUUGUUAAUGAUCCUUUUGUUAUAUAUUGUGUGCUUGGCUAGUUGGCUCCAACAGCUAAAUUUCGAAUAACUGAGGCAAAAUACACUUAACAUUUAUGUCACUUUGUAUAUUUGAGUUGUGCAUUA